UUGGGCCUUCAGGUCCAGUAACUUCGCCGGUCCAUCAAGGGCGUCGAGCCUCCUUCCUCUUCCCGUUGUCCGGCGGUAGGAACCUUUUACUCGACUCUCUAUGCUUCGGUAUUCGUUCUUCUGCUGCAUUUUCUCAUUCCCGCGAAAAAAAUCCAUCUCCUUGACCUCUCUGCCUUUUCAUUUCUUUCAAGUUUUUCUACAAUAUUAAGAAACGAUUACUGGACAGAGCAAACCCUAAAGUUCUCUGGAUAAAUCAUUCGAGGUUGGUUCGUCAACCAUUUUAGAUGUCGGGGGAUCCUGUGGAGAUUGUAGUUCUUGAGGAUACAAAUGGCUUCAAACCUAGGGCGGAUAAAAAUGAAUUGAACCUUAGGCCAGUUUCUCAAGAUGAAUCUGGGGAGGGCUUGCCAUAUGCUCCUGAAAAUUGGCCCAAUCCUGGUGAUAACUGGAGUUGGAGGGUGGGGAAGAGAGUUGCUAUAACUGGCCAUUUUCUGGAUAGAUACCUUUAUUCUCCUCGUGGUAUUGGCAAUUCUGAGAACUCAGCUCGUAAAGGGCAUGCUUUUGCAAGCAAGCUUUCAGUUGAAAGAUAUAUCCAGUCUGAGUUCCCUAAUGCAGACAUUGAUGCGUUUUUUGCCUCAUUCAGUUGGAAGAUACCAGCAAAAAAGUCAUCUUUAGCGCAAGGUACUCGAGUUAAACAAAUUCCAUUCCCUCUACCCUCAAAAGAGAUAGAAGAAUGCUCUGCAUCCGAGUCCCAGAAUGGUAGAGUGGGUUGCAAGGCUGGAAAUAAGAACUGUUAUAGUUUAUCUGUUGCAGAUAAUCCAUCUUCAUUUAAAUCCAUGUCCUGUGAUAUUUGCUGCAGUGAACCUCGGUUUUGCCGUGAUUGCUGCUGUAUACUUUGCAGCAAGAUUAUAGACACGACCAAGGAAAGUUAUAGCUACAUAAAAUGUAAAGCAAUGGUGGGUGAUGGUUAUAUUUGUGGACAUCAUGCUCAUAUAAAAUGUGGUCUUAAAUCGUAUACAGCUGGGACAGUUGGCGGAAGCAUUGGAUUGGAUGCUGAGUAUUAUUGUCGACGUUGUGAUGCUAGAACGGAUUUGGUAUCACAUGUAGAAAGAUUUUUGCAGUCAUAUCAAUCAGCUGACUGUCGAGAUGAUAUUGAGGAGAUCUUGAGCCUUGGUUUCUGCAUUUUGCGUGGUUCGCACAAAAUGAGAGCAAAGGAGUUGUUAAGGCAUAUCGAAUUGAACAUUGAAAAGCUUAAAUCUGGGACUUGCUUGGAAGAGAUUGGGAAGAUGGAGGCAGACAGCUCAGCGAAUGGUACUGAUGCACCUGAUAAUGCUUAUUCUACAGAAGGUUCUCAUGACGCUUCAGACUCCACUAUAAGCUCAGAAUGGACUAUGUCCACCCCUUUCGAUCAUUGGAUUGAAUCCCUAAAACUUGAAGACGAGAUUGAUCAGGUUUUGCAGGGACUGAAAAGAUCACAAGAGUUCGAGUAUAAUUUAGCAGAAGAAGUUCUUCUAUUACAUAAAAAUUAUCUACAUAAUCUCUUUCAGCAACUUGAAAAGGAGCAAACUGAACUCAGACAUCAAACAUCAUCAACGGGACAAAAUGCCAUAACAAACAGAGUGGACCAAAUAAAACGAGAAGUAAAGAGACUUAAGAGAAUGGAAAAGGUUGCUGAUGGAUUUGGAAUGACUCCGAAAGAUAUCCUCAAGGAGGACUUCGAUUUGGAUGUUGAGUAGAGACACGGGCACAAAAAUAUGAUGUCACAAAAUUUCACUGAACUUUGUUGGUUCAUUUAGCCUUAUGUGGGUUUUUGUAGCUUUUACUGUGUAUCAUAUGGUUUCACAUGAAGCUGAGUGUAUGAUAUCGAGAUUUUACUUGGUUUAUGAAGAUAGCUGGAUUCAGGAAGCAAAAUACUGAACCCAUGCAGUUGCGGAGUUGCCAGAAGGAAUGUAGAGUAGAGAUAUUUUGGUCCAUUGGAAACUAACCCUCUGCAACGAGUUUUCACGGUAGGCCUUCCUAUCAAAUUUUCAACACCAUGCAUUUUAUAAUCUCUACUGGACCAAACUGUCAGCUUUGCUCCUAAUUGUUGUCUUUGUUACUUAUAUAUUGAAUGGAUGAUGAAAUUAAAGUUAGAAACAAGCAUUGAUUGUUGUCGGUCACUUGAAUCGAGAAACGAUUAUUUGUGAUUUGAACUCCUGAGAAUUUUGGAACUCUUCUCAGAUAAACUUCCGCGUCCCCAUUGGUUGCUUGACGGAUUGCUUUUUAUGGCAUCUGUGGAGUUCAGUAGGGGAUUCAGUCUGUAUGGUUCAGACUUCUUAUCACUACAUGCCGAAGAGAGGUACUUUCUUUUCAUUACAAUGCUAAAACCAGAACAUAUUUGAUAUCCCCCCACCCAAAGAAAAAGAAAAAAAGAAAAAAAAGAAACAUAAUCCCAUUUGUUGCAUAGAAAGGAAGCUUCGUGGAAUGUGGUGAAACCGCCAUUUUCUUUAUCAGGAUGAUGACGACGAUGAUUUUUGCACCUACUGUUGACGUGUGUCUGUGUUCACGACAAGAAAGGUCGGCUCCUUUCUUUGUCCUUUGGCUUUUCCAUCCUUACGAAUGUAUUUUUGUAGUUCUUUGAGUCUAGCGAUAAUGCAAGUAUUUUCUCCUCGACGAGGACGUUAUUAACGCCACCUUUAUUUUCCUGCAAAUGUAAUUUAUCCCAGAUAAUUUAAAAAGUGGAUCAUAUUUUAUUACGUUUGUGGCUGAAGAUGAUGCACCUAAUUAUAUUUGAAAAUUACGUGGA
Benincasa hispida (wax gourd) is the source of this 2782-nucleotide messenger RNA. RefSeq lists its product as uncharacterized. The record is from RefSeq and is a predicted model, not a curated record. NCBI's taxonomy places the organism in Eukaryota, Viridiplantae, Streptophyta, Magnoliopsida, Cucurbitales, Cucurbitaceae.